Messenger RNA from Aspergillus nomiae NRRL 13137, 1884 nucleotides. RefSeq names its product fungal specific transcription factor domain-containing protein. Gene Ontology annotation, biological process: DNA-templated transcription. The coding region runs from base 1 to 1884 and encodes 627 amino acids. Gene Ontology annotation, molecular function: zinc ion binding; DNA binding. Lineage: Eukaryota; Fungi; Ascomycota; Eurotiomycetes; Eurotiales; Aspergillaceae. The record is from RefSeq and is a predicted model, not a curated record. The transcript is spliced from 3 exons.
AUGCUGGAGGCACAGGUCGCAUGGUUCAAGACAACCUUGAUCCAAAUGAAGGAUGCCGAUGUACAAACACGGGCUCUACUACUUCGUGAGGCCCUCGCGCGGCCGAAUGUACCACUGCAUCACUCGGAGGAGGAGCGGCCCAAAGAGCGGCCGAAAGAGCGGCGUGGUAGUGGCCAGAUGACAUUGAAUGAGGAUCUGACUCACACCAGAAGUCUCCAGAAGCCACCUACAGAAAGAUGCAAGAGUGUUUCAUCUGAUGACGAGCUAGAAACCUCGACCUUCGUCUCGGCGGAUGAUCAAGGUCGCAUCGGCGUCUUCGGGCCUACAUCAGGCCUGCAUAAUAGCUUGGAAACAUCUCAGCUUCCUGGCGAUCCGCCUGAGUUCGUGCGGAACCUGCUCAUUACGAAUGCUGUGAUUCAGCGCCAAAAGGAAUACGAACUGCGAAACCACGCGGACUUUGACGGGGUUCCACCGGACCUUGCCAUGCAUCUGCUAGACGUCCAUUGGAAUCGCCAACAUCAUAGUUUCCUUCUCACAUAUCGGCCUGCGUUCACGCGAGACUGGGUUUCAGGGGGUCCAUACUUUUCACGAUUCCUGCUGAACGCUAUAUUUGCCUCCGGCUCUAAAUUCUCGGGCCGCACAGAAGUGCGAGAUGACCCUUCACUGGCCCAGACCGCUGGCAACCGAUCCUGCGGAGGUGCCAAGAACUGUUUGCUACACCUGGGCUCAGUAUAUGUCGCUCGUGGUGAAAUGUCCAAGAGCUGGAUCAACACGGGUCUCGCCAUUCGAAUGGCAUUCGACCUUGGAUUGCACCUCGACACCCGGGUUCCUGAUUUGUAUCCGGAAGAUGUUGAGAUCCGCCGCAGAGCAUUCUGGGCAGCCUUCAUCUCGGACAAAUUACAGUGUCUAUACUUUGGCCGGCCGGUGGCCAUCCAUCUACGAGAUACUCAUGUCUCUACUAAGCUCCGUGAUACCAUGGAGGAGUUGGAGUGCUGGAGCCCCUACAUAGACCCUCAGUGUAGUACCUACCCAAUCCAAUCGCCGCCUCCAGUCCCUACUUUCAUGAUAUCGGCUUUCCAGCAAUUCUGUCUACUGUCAAACCUCAUGGCCGAUAUCAUCAACCACUUCUAUGUAGUUGGCGCUAAGCCGGCCACACCACAAAUAACCCUACAAGAACUGGACGACGCGCUCUGUGGCUGGUACUUCAACCUGCCGGAUUGCGUGGCCUUCCAGCCAUGGUCUACAGACAAGACCACGGCACAGAAGCUCGUCACUCCAAAUAUCAUGAUCCUGCAUAGUACCUACCAUGCCCUCAUCAUUCUAUUGCAUCGUCCUUUUGUCUCCAAUAGCAACUUGCGCGCCAAGUCCCCGCCGGUCGAUUCCUGGAGAGCAUGUUCGACUGCAGCAAGCAGGAUUACAGCCAUCAUUGAAAGGUGGAAGGAGUCCUUUGCGCUGUACAAGGCCCCCUAUCUCUUAGGAUACUGCGCUUAUGUGGCGUGUACCAUCCAUGUCAGAGAUGCCGCCCUACAUCGGGGAGGCCAGAGCCAUAAUAUGCUUACAACAACACUUAGCAUGCUGAACGAAAUAAGCUCGGUGAACCCAGCCCUCACACGAUCUGAGCAGCUAGUCCGAAAUCUGAUGGCUGUGAACGCCAUAACUGAGCUAUCGCACCCGUCGCCGGUUGCUUCCAGCAGCACAGUAUUUGACGUUGAUAUGGAGGCCUUAAUCCAGAUGUUCCCGGAUCCCUUAGAUGACCAACUUGUAGAUCUGCAGGUAUCCAGCCCAAACUUUAGCCAAGCGAGCUUCCUUGGCAGCAGCUCUAAUACUACAGUCGGCUUGCAGUGUGAGGAUGAAGUGCAGCCUGAUGGCGUGUCACUGGAAUAG